Fraxinus pennsylvanica is the source of this 513-nucleotide messenger RNA. The record is from the annotation of a GenBank genome assembly. Lineage: Eukaryota; Viridiplantae; Streptophyta; Magnoliopsida; Lamiales; Oleaceae.
AUGUUUGAGUGGGCUAAGAGGCUGUCGGUGAAAUACGGGUCCCUUAGCUCUGUGGUUUUUGUAGUAAUUUUGUUUGUGUACCUGGGUGCAACUCCAUCAAAAUCCAAUGGUGCAAAGGGAAGCAAGAAGAAAUGUGCCGACUUCUGUGGGAAGGCUAUCAAUUGUCUGGAUAUUGGAGGUGAAAGUUCUACCCUUAUAGCAGCUGGCGGUUCUGACCCUAUAAUUCGGAUAUGGGAUCCUCGAAAACCAGGGAAAUAUGAUCCUAUCUUUCAAUUGUCGGGACAUAAUUCAUGGAUUUCUUCUUGCAAAUGGCACAAUAAAUCAUGGUUUCACUUGGUUUCUGCAUCAUAUGAUGGAAAAGUUAUGAUAUGGGAUCUGAGAGCUGCGUUUCCACUGCAUGUGAAUGACUCGCAUAAGAAUAAGGUGUUGUGUGCUGAUUGUGGAGUGAUCAAGCAAAGAAAUCAUUGCAUUGGCUUUUCCAACAAACUUGGCGUUGCUGUUUUCCUAGUAUAA